AUGUCUGAAACAUUGGGUGUUGUGAGCUCAACGAUUCAUCCACCGCGAGUCGUUCCACAACAAAAAAGUCUAUUCCUAAAAAUGGAUGCCAACGCCGAAUUCGGAGUAUAUCAAAAUUACAGUCGCCUGAUGGCCUCGAUCAACGCUUCGAUGUGUCAAGAGCAACACGAUGGUAUCCUGUAUUGUCCCAAUCACACCAGCGGGCCAGUAUGGGUUCGAAACGUUUAUCCGCCUAUACAGGAGCUCCAACCAAAAGUUCUCAUUGUGGUUGUUGUCUUUGUGCUUUGUUUUAUCGUCGGAGUAUGCGGAAACUCGUCGAUUAUCACCAUUAUUCGGGGAGUUGUGGAAGAUCGAAGAAAACGAAUGAAACGUCACGGUGACAAUGCGAUCCUGUACAUCGGUGCUCUAUGUGUCUGUGAUUUCGUGAUGUCUCUCUCAUUGCCUCCAGCCAUCUUGGACUCUGUAAUCGGAUUCUGGAUUUUUGGUACAACAAUGUGUAAAGUACAUCAUGUGUUCGGAAGUGUCGGUCGAAUCGCCUCUACGUUCUUGAUUACUGCAAUGUCAUUUGAUAGAUAUGUGGCUGUCUGCUAUCCACACCAGCAUCGUCUUCGCAGCCGUACUUUUGUGAUUUCCACAAUUGCUUGCCUCUCAGCAAUCGCUUUUGUUCUUCUCCUUCCAAUGCUUACCUAUGCUAGUGCAAAAGAAAUGGUACUCCAUGAGUUGAAAGCUCAUGAAUCCGCAAAUAUCACACGUGUAAGAGUUUUCAAGUGCUCCGACAUGAUGCCUGGACCUAUUUUCUAUUGGUUCACUUCGACAACCUUCAUCCUUGGGUAUGUGGUUCCUCUCAUCCUGAUCGUCUACUUCAACCUUAAACUCAUCAACAAAUUGUAUGCCCAUAAGCGUGUCCUCCCUCGUUCUGCAAUUCCAGUCCGUCGAGUUGUCGUUUACACUGUUCUCAUCGCUGCCGUGUAUUUCGUUUGCUGGACUCCAUACUGGUUCUCUGUACUCUAUGCAAUCAUUAUGUCGCUUCUCGGAAAACCGACAACUAACUCGGAAUGGGUAUUGUUCGCUAUUUAUUGUGUACACUUGCUUCCCUACUUUGGAUCUUCAAGCAAUUGGAUUUUAUAUGGAUUGUUGAAUACACAACUACAGAUGAAAAAUGACAUUGGAGAUGAUGGGCAAAGCAUAAUGACUACAAAUGGAGUUCCGGACAUGCCUAGAAGAUCCACAUCGCGUGGAAUCUGUGAUGGAGCCACGUCAUCUCGCUCAAUGCCAACCACCAGUACCCCUCAAUGGCAAGUGGAUCCAAUGUUGACACGUGGAAAUUCAGAUACGAGUAUGGUGUUCUACCAGGACACUGAACAAACACAUCUCUAG
Caenorhabditis remanei is the source of this 1377-nucleotide messenger RNA. RefSeq lists its product as uncharacterized. The transcript is spliced from 6 exons. The coding region runs from base 1 to 1377 and encodes 458 amino acids. Gene Ontology annotation, cellular component: neuron projection; membrane. NCBI's taxonomy places the organism in Eukaryota, Metazoa, Nematoda, Chromadorea, Rhabditida, Rhabditidae. Gene Ontology annotation, biological process: G protein-coupled receptor signaling pathway. The record is from RefSeq and is a predicted model, not a curated record. Gene Ontology annotation, molecular function: G protein-coupled receptor activity; peptide binding.